Molecule: messenger RNA, 2623 nt
Organism: Phymastichus coffea
Lineage: Eukaryota; Metazoa; Arthropoda; Insecta; Hymenoptera; Eulophidae
Product: serine/threonine-protein phosphatase 6 regulatory ankyrin repeat subunit B-like
Exons: 2
Coding region: 333-1883 (516 amino acids)
Molecular function (GO): protein binding
Source: RefSeq, a predicted model, not a curated record
CAUCCCAUUCCAGGCACACCCCAUGUUUCUAUUGAUUUUGGAACAGUGUUUCAGUUAUGAGUAUACUUAAAUCCUUGCAGACGCAAACAUGAUAAAAACGCAAGCCGUGCUACAUUUAAGAGGUGUAGAUUUAUCAGUGCACGAGCAACGAGUCGCAGAUCUACAGAUUCAAAUACAAAUCAAAUAAGAUCGUCGAGUUUCGAAAACUUUAAAUGUACGUACCAGCGAACAAUACUAUAGUGGAUCACAAAACUUAACGUUAAAAACGAUAAUGCUACUUAAGUCUCCAUGGAGUUGACAUUCAAAUAAUUUUACAACGCUGUAUUUCCACAAUGCAUCGUAACGAACUAUUCGAGCUAAACAGAUCGAUCGGUUUAUUUACCAUGGAUGAAAUCGCCAAGAAUUUUAAAAAGAAUAAAAUGUGGGUAAACAGCGUCGACGAGAGAGGUGACACUCCUCUUCACAUUGCGGCAAAAAAUAAUCAAAUUUCAUUGAUUCGCUCGAUGUUACCUUACUUUGCACAUGCCAAUAUAGUCAAUAAUCAGGGAGAUACAGUAUUGCACAUUUUUAUCGACAGUUGCAUGAAAAAUGAGAUGGAUUCCGUCAAUGAAUCCACUAAUGUUAUUCGUACUUUCCCGUUUAAAAGUAGAUUUUUUGACACAAAACAUCGAAUAAUUCGCAGUCUACUUUCUAAAGGUGCAGACAUAAAUUUAAAGAACAAACAAGGUGUAACGGCAGCACAAUUAGCAGCUAAGUAUGGUUACAUCGACGUGUUAAAAAUAUUCAAGAUUAGUAAAAGACAUUUGUGCGUGCGUACGCAGGAUGGUGAAAAUUUGUUGCAUCUCAUCUGCAAAAACGCAAAAUCCCCGUAUAAGGAUACACCUAUGGAGAUAAAAGUAAUGAGUUAUUUGAUAAAUCAAAAUUGUAAUGUAGAUGACGUCGAUGCUGAGGGCUAUUCAGCAGUGCAUUACGCAUUGCAAACUCGUCAAGUCGAGACCGUAAAGAAACUUGUUCAAUUUGGUUUUAAGAUUCGCCAAUGGAGUAAGAAAGCCUUGUCAAAGCAUCUGUUAACAGCUGCAGCUACGUGCGAUCCAUCGGUCAUUCGAUUUCUAAUCCAACAUGGUGCUGAUGUGAAUGUCAAAGAUCCGUCUGGUAUGAAACCUUUGCAUUUAGCGUCGUUGCGAGUUUUACAUCAGUACGAUGCGAUGGAAAUACUUUUGAAGUCAGGUGCGCAUAUCUACGCAAAAGAUAAUAUUGGUCAACUACCUUUGGAUUACGCCUUAAAAUGUGCGAAUAUCGAAGGAUUAAAGUGUCUCAUGGAAUUCGGUGUUGAUGUAAUCAACACGGAUUCUUUUCAGCAACUUUCAAUUGAUCAGAUAAUAAAUCGAGGGCCACUGGAAAAAUUUGCCCUUAAACAUUUCACUAAAUUAAAAGCAGCUGGAUUCAAAAUCAAUAAGGCUUAUGAGCCCUAUCUAAAUAGUAAUGAUUGGAAAAAAUACAAGCGAAUAUGCCUCGAAGAAGUAAAGGAAUUAAAAUUGUACACGGUAGGCGACAACAUGUCCCUGUACGAUUUACUGCACAUGGAAACGAAGUAUUGUAAUCAUACUCAUUUGACAAAAUUGCUACGUAUUUUAAAAUCUUCGUUUCCAAUUUACUACCGCAUUAUUAGAAUAAAAAUUUACGAGAUUGAAAGGAAGACAUUAAUCAAAUCAGCUAUUUCGGCUUGGUAUGAACUGACAAAUGUCAAUUUGCCUUACUAUUGUGUUGAGAAUAUUAUCUCAUAUCUCAACAGUUGUUGCCUCAGAAUGAUGAUUAGCAGCUCUGAAGAUAGAAUUGUUUAUAACUCUGUGUUAAUUCAGUCGGAAUGGUUAGAAGAAUCUUAACGAGAAACAAAAAAAAAGAAUUAUCGUCUUAGAUGAAAUUUACGAGAAAACUUGAAGAACUGUUAUUUUAUAUUGAAUUUAUUCUAUGUAAUGUGUUCAUUCCUUGUAUUUUAUGUAUACGCGUUAACUGUGAUUUAAUGUGAUUGUUACAUGUAUUCUAUUACUGCCUUAUAUUUUUUUAUUGAUUUUUUCGAAAUUUGUCUUUAUACUUAUAUACUUUGGAUUAAACUUAUUUUCAUAUUAACAUUCUUGAAUGUUCUACCAGUGGUAAACUAAGGACUUUGAUUUAUAGUGGGUUUUACUUCAUUGUUUACAUAAUUUUAUUUGUAUUUCAUAUACAUAUAUAUAAUUAAUGUAAAGUAAAAUUUUAUCAGGUUCAAGAGUGUUUUUAAUAUUUAAUAUGUCUAUAAACGUGUUUUAAUAAAAUUAUCAAUAUAAGUAUUGGAAAUAAAUAUUUCUUAUCCUUCCAUCUAUAUUAAAAAACGAUGAGUCAUCAACAUCCGGUGUUGUGAUUGAUUAUAAUGCUAAGAGAUUGCGCGAAAUUAUGAAUUUUCGUAUACUUUGAAAUAUUUUUAUUAUAUAGAAGUGCAAGGUUUAUAUUGGCAGUAAAUUCAAUUUACGAAUAAUUUAUAUAAACUAUAAUGUGCAAAAAUGGAAAUAUGCCUUUAAAAAACGUUAUCAGAAAAUAAGAGAUUGUUUUCAAAUUAUACUGGAAUAAUUAGUAUGAAUCGAUAAUUGGA